Suillus discolor is the source of this 1905-nucleotide messenger RNA. RefSeq lists its product as uncharacterized. The coding region runs from base 1 to 1905 and encodes 634 amino acids. Lineage: Eukaryota; Fungi; Basidiomycota; Agaricomycetes; Boletales; Suillaceae. The transcript has 9 exons. The record is from RefSeq and is a predicted model, not a curated record.
AUGUCUACUCCAGUUCAAUCUUCAUUGGCCGACCUCAAGGCAUCCACUGCUCAACUUGUAGGCAUCAUUGCUGGCGCUCGGCACAUCCCGGCCGGCUCAGUGGACGUCCACCUUGCUCUGACAAAGCAGGUCACCACUCUUUUGGCUGACAUCAUCCAGGCCCAUGAGAAAGGGGAAUACAUCCCUGGCAUUGUGGCGUCCUGCUCUAAGGAGCUGAUGAGGUCCUGUGCCUGGGAGGCGUUGGGUGACAAUUCCUGUAAUCUCCCUGUUGUUCCUAAUCCUUCCACUGGCCCACUGACUGUCAAUCUUCCGUCUCCACCUGUCCCUUCCCCCACACCUGUCCCUUCCCCCACCCCUGUCAUUCCCUCCCCUCCCGUCGUCACCGGCAAUGUCACUGGACCUUCCAGCAAGACGACCUCCGAGUUCUGGGACAAAGGAAAAGGUAAGGCCGUUUCUGUUGACCUGGAGCCUGGAAGUCGGAGGGAGCAACAAGAGGAAGUCCCCGAUAAUUUCUGGACACUCCUCCCAACCUCCGAACUGUUUGUGGAGUUGGAAGAUGAUGAAGACCCAAUUGUUCAGCCGAUUUCGCGUAGAGUGCCGGAGGUCGUUCUUCCCCAGCUCUCCACCAUUGUUGUGAGGACGCCCCAGUUGCCUCGGUCACCUGGUUCCCCCAAGAAGCAAUCAUUUGGGCCUGCUUCGCUGACUGCCGGCAGGCGUCCGGAGGUCAUGGAAUCUCCUGUCAGUCGUCCGGAGGCUCGGGCAACCUCCGGCAGUCAUCCGGAAGUUGGGGAGUCCUCUGAUGAUACUUCCAGCGGUUCAGAUGGUGACCCCCCGGCCAAUACCACAUUUGAUAUCACCAUUCCCGGCCUGGUGAGUACUCCAAUUAAUUCCCCUAGUCCAUCUACUAACGGAUACCACAGAACAACCCCUGCCAUUAUUGCAUCAAGGAGGAUUGGCCCUGCGCGACCCUUUUGGACAAGAGGACCAGCCUCCCCUGCUUGUCUUGCAUCCGCUGCUCCACCAAGAAGAUCAAAUGCAACCCUGCAUCUCUGGGAUCCCCGCCCAAACGGAUCCGAGGGAAGUCUACCACCGGCCGGACGCGUUCCAAGACAUCUGCCCCUGCUCCAUCCACUGCUCCGUCUCCCUCCCUGUCAAGGGCCCGAACUCGUAGUCAAUCUCGUGGCCCAUCCCGAACUCCAGGCCAUCCCUGCUGCAACUACACCCCAGGUGCAGUCACGUGGUCGCAGCAAGACCAUCACUACCAAGAAGACACCUGCACCUGCACCUGCACCUGCACCUGCGCCAGCUUCUGUUCAGUCUUCGAGCUUCGCAGUGCCUCAUGCAGCACUCGAUGUUCCCAUGCCGGAUCUCCAUUCCAUGGCAAUCGCGAUUCGAGAUGGUGCAGCUCGCAUCGCUAUUCUUGAGGCUCGGGUGCAGGAGCAGGAUGCUAAGAUUGAUACCCUGCAAUGCCUCCAUGAGAGCCUCCGGCACACAGUGGUCGACCGGCACCCUUCAUUUUCACUUCCGGACACACCAGCCGAUGCAACAAUCUUGCUUGAUCAAUCCGGUCCCCACCCGUCCAUUUCACCCCUCCCCUCCGCACUUUCCAACCUCAUUGAUUUGGACAUUUCAGUGAUGCAACCCACACCCUUGACAGUUGAGGAUGGAUCUGCUAUGGUAGGUCUCAUGGUUGAGCCCACCCAAGUUCAGCCUGAGGGUCCACAAUCCUCCGGCGAAAUUGUGCUCCCGGAUGAACCAGGCAACCUCUUGCCAGAAUCCUCCGGCAAUAUUGUGGUCCCUAAUGAACCAGGUAACCUCCUGCCAGAAUAUGAUUCUUCUGAUGAGGAGUUGGAUGUUGAGGGGAAGCUUGAUCUUCCUGGUGAGGAGGUUGAAAUGGCUACAUAA